Patella vulgata (common limpet) is the source of this 3273-nucleotide messenger RNA. RefSeq names its product insulin-like growth factor-binding protein complex acid labile subunit. The record is from RefSeq and is a predicted model, not a curated record. Lineage: Eukaryota; Metazoa; Mollusca; Gastropoda; Patellidae. Gene Ontology annotation, molecular function: protein binding. Bases 277 to 3042 code for a protein of 921 amino acids. The transcript has 2 exons.
GUUCUGGUAUAAACCAAAUUUAUUUUGUCUCUUCAGUUGGAUGCCUGAAGAUGGGUGUAAUUUGUUUUAAUACCGAAAUCAUUUAAUUAGCCAUCAAACUAUAUUUAGUUAAUAUUUGUUUUGUCCUGAGAAAAUAUAAGCAUAUGGAAAUUUGACCUAAAAGAGAAAAUGUGGAUUAUACAGAAGAGGAAGUGAUUUUACUUCAAUCAAUAAAAAAUACAGUCAUUGUCUAAAAAAAAGAAAGAAAAAAAUUGGCCUUUCAAUACAAACAGUAAAAUGAUCAGAAUGAAAAUAUUCACAAAGUGUCUGCUUUUGAUUGGUUUCAUCAUUGGUAGUACUUUCAGUUUCACCUGUCCAUUAAAGUGUCAGUGUAGAGAAAAUGUGACUUGGGUCAAAUGUCAAAGUGCAUUGAUAAAGAUUCCAGAAUUACCCAAUCAUAUAGAAUAUCUGGAUUUAUCACAUAACUUUCUUGGUCCUGUCAUCACCAAGCCAUUUUUUCACUUGAAGGAACUGGUACAUCUUGAUUUAUCAUAUAACGGAUUGACCAACAUGACAGAACGUGGUCUACGAGGCUUAAUCAAAUUGGAAGUUCUAAUUUUAUCCAAUAACCAUCUUCCUGACUUGCCUAAAAAUAUGUUCUGUGAUAACACUAAUCUAAGAAUACUGGAUGUUAGUAACAACUUAUUUCGUGUUAUGCCAGAUUCUAUAUUCAGAAGUCUGGAUAAUCUAAGAUAUUUUAGCAUACGAAACAAUAAACUAAAAAGACUGAAACUUGGACCACGCUGGCAAGUUCCUACAAAGCUAAAAGAAUUAGAUUUUUCCAACAAUAAAUUUGACAAUAUCUCCCAUGAUGCAUUUGAAUUUACUAGCUACUGGGAUGUUACUAUAAAACGUUCAUUGGAUCUGAGGAAUUGUGGAAUUAAAUUCAUUGAAAAUGGUACCCUGGUCCAGUUUAAAGGUCUGCACGACUUGGACUUGUCAGAUAAUCCAGGAUUAGGUGGUGAAAGGCUGAAUCAUCUUCUGCUGGAAUUAGAAGGAAGUCGUAUAAAGAGAUUAGAUUUUUCUGGAAUGCGUCUGACCACAAUUCAAUCGUUAUUUCAAGAUGUUGAUCAACUUUCAUUAGAAUAUCUAAACUUGGCUGACAAUUUUUUUCGGGAUAUUCCUGUUUGGGCAGUUGGCAAUGUUCGAAGUUUACAACAUUUAAAUCUUAGUAAUAACAAUCUAGCGUCAGAUAUAAUUGGAUUAAAAGAUCUGGGAAAUCUCAAAACUCUGGAUUUAUCAUCCAAUCAGCUGUUAAAACUCAAAUCGGAUAUAACGUCACAAACAUCGAGAUUAACCUUUCUUGACAUUUCACACAAUCAGAUUCAAAAGACAUCUGACCUUGAACUUUCAUCUCUGCAGAAUCUUCAAUAUCUGAAUGUGAGCCAUAAUAAAUUAGAAGGUCUUGUUCUUCCUGGAAACACAUCGGAUUUAAGAGUUUUGAACUUUGCAGCAAACCAAAUAACAGAGUUGUUUUCCAUUCUCAAUAUUUAUAAGCUUUCCCAUUUUGAUAUAUCAGGAAAUAAACUCACAUCUCUAGCCUCUUUCCUGUUCUCUCAAACUUACAAUUUCCAACUGGCUAAUUUCAGCGGCAAUAAAAUAUCAGACAUUGAUCAUCGGUCCUUUUUACCAUCUGCUCCCAAUGUCAUAGAUCUAUCUCAUAAUUCUUUGACAGAAGUCAAAUUUGCCAGUUGGACGGAUGCUAGUAAAAUUCUUCUUCAUCACAAUGAAAUAAUAGAAAUCAGCUAUCACGCCUUUUAUGGUAUGAGUGGACUGAAUUCCUUGGAUUUAUCUUUCAACAAACUGUCCAGUCUUCCAGAGGUUACCUUCAAAUAUCUUGUUCAAUUACAUCAGCUAAAUCUGGCUCACAAUAGUCUCAAUGUUAAACCAGAUGUUUUCGUGGAUGUAUUCAAGCCACUUAAAUCUCUCAAGAUCUUGGAUUUAAGCCAUAAUGAAUUAUCAGACAUCAAUAUUACAAUAUUCCAUUCAUGUCCCAACAUAGAAAGACUUACUUUGUCCUAUAACCAGUUUUCAUUCAUCCCCAUUACCCUGUUCAAUCAUCUUAACAACCUAACUUAUUUAGAUGCUGCUGGGAACCCAUUUAUUUGUGACUGUAGCUUAAUACCAUUCCGUGAUUGGAUAAAAGAUAACCUAAAGACCAAAAUGAGGCGAUCCUAUAACAGAACUAAAUAUACAUGUGUUAAUCCAGUAGCACGUAAAGGAUUAACGAUAAUCGAUUUUAGUGAGGAAAGGUUUGAGUGCAACGAAAGUCUAUUGUUUAUGAUAAUAUUUGGAUCAAUUGGUGGUUUUCUAAUUCUAGUUGGAAUAAUAGGAUCCCUUAGCUGUCAUUACUAUCGAAAAUGGCGAAAAAAGAAUCCUCGUAAGAAAACCAAACGGAAGAAAAGCCCUGUCAAAGUAGAUAGAAUCAGGAAGAAAGUAAAAGCUGAAAUGGACAAAAUUGCAAAAAGUGAAACACAAAAGAGAAAUAAAAUUCAAAAUGGUGGAUCUAGAGUUCCCUAUUUUGUCAAUGAAACAGAAGGCAGGCUGGCAUUAGAGAAAGACAGAAGGCUACCACAAUAUAGAGCCAGUAAAUUUAAUCUACCUCAAGUUUUGCCAUCUGAACCAGCAGAGAACUGGCAGAAAUUAAGGUCCCGAAAUGAUCCACGCAAAUUUCACACCGUCAAUCCCAGAGUCCAAAAUCAAUAUGAAUCUUGGGAUAGGUGGAAUCGGCAUCAGCCUCAUAAAGUCUAUUCAACAAUGCCUUUUCCAAGUGCCAUUUCUCAAUAUGAUGUCAACAAAAGUCGUCCAGAAAGGGGGGUAACCUUUGAUAUGAAUCUUCAUAGGCAUCGACAGUCUGUUGAUGAUACUUACCUUGACAACUAUCGCCAUAGAUACAAACAUCCACGUGAUUUACAUAGAAAUAAGAAUAUGAAUGGAUACGGUGAGAGGAAAUAUUCUAUGCCGAAUGUUUACAUGCAAGAUAAACAAACUGAUUGGGUUUAAUAACUAAAAACAUUAUCUUUAUUUACAGUUUAAAUACAAAGAUUGAACUAGACACCAAUUUCUGGCGAGAUAAAGCAAAUGUGUAUUGUUAAGACUUGUACAUUGAUAGUAAUGAUUUCAUCAAACAUACUAGAUCAUUAAUCUUAUACUCACUAGUUUAUAGCUUUGUUCUUGACAAAACUCUGUAAUAUAUUUUAAUUCUGUAUUGGAUAAUAAACUCUGAAAUAUAAA